Gadus chalcogrammus (walleye pollock) is the source of this 3747-nucleotide messenger RNA. It is a transcript of the gene rapgefl1, whose product is annotated as Rap guanine nucleotide exchange factor (GEF)-like 1. NCBI's taxonomy places the organism in Eukaryota, Metazoa, Chordata, Actinopteri, Gadiformes, Gadidae. The transcript is spliced from 16 exons. Gene Ontology annotation, molecular function: guanyl-nucleotide exchange factor activity. Gene Ontology annotation, cellular component: plasma membrane. Bases 1247 to 3262 code for a protein of 671 amino acids. Gene Ontology annotation, biological process: Ras protein signal transduction; positive regulation of GTPase activity. The record is from RefSeq and is a predicted model, not a curated record.
AUCAGAGAGAGAGAGAGAGAGAGAGAGAGAGAGAGAGAGAGAGAGAGAGAGAGAGAGAGAGAGAGAGAGAGAGAGAGCGAGAGAGCGAGAGAGAGCGCGAAACAGAGAGAGUUACAUGGGAGAGCAAGAGAGACUGCAGCUUGGUUUCUGAUUCGUGCGAACACGCUGCGCAGACAUAACAGAGGAGCGUUACACACUAGCUGAACAGAGAAGACAAGCGGGGAACACCGAGCCGUGACUGCUGGCUCCAACGCCGCGACACCAUCUCAACGGAGACACCUAGCCUACUUUUUUUUUGUUGAUCCUCCUUACUGGUCCAUAUUUUUUUUUGUGAUCGUAUUCCCAGUGCGCUGUGAUCGUGGAGAGACGGAAGGAAAUUCGGUACGUCCUCAACUCGGGACACCCGCACUGUUUUCAGCACUGCACUGCAUUGCACUGCACUGCACUCAACAACCGCGCCGUUGGGGCGGUUUGAGCCCUAGCCGGGCUUGUGGAGCAGGGGGGAUCCGUGCAGCAGCGCGUGUAGUUGUUGCUGCAGGCCGUGUAGUAGUUGCCCCCCGUCUGGCUCUGAGGUACACCGGAAUGACGUCCGCCGGAGAGCAGGGCGGAUAGACUGGUUUUUCGGUGACGCGGGGAUCAUAAUCUGCCUUGGAGGCUACCUGGACGUGUCCGCCGAAGCAGCGUGAGAGAGAGAGAGAGAGAGAGAGAGAGAGAGAGAGAGAGAGAGAGAGAGAGAGAGAGAGAGAGAGAGAGAGAGAGAGAGAGAGAGAGAGAGAGAGAGAGAGAGAGAGAGAGAGAGAGAGAGAGAGAGAAAGUGUGUGUGUGUGUGUGUGUGUGUGUGUGUGUGUGUGUGUGUGUGUGUGUGUGUGUGUGUGUGUGUGUGUGUGAGAGAGGGGGAGAGAGUGCGAGGGACUCCUACACGUUUCAUCCAACCGCAUUCUCUCGUCUGUUCAACCUCGGGUUUUUUUUUCUGCAAAUGGGUUAGAAUCCCUCUUAUUUUCUCUGUCUUCUUAAAAUCGACCCAAUCCGACGCUAUGAACGGAAGAGGCAGCUGAUCGGGUCUGUACCUUCCGAACGUUUAUUUUUGUUAGAAUGUAGCAACCAUCCAGGGGGUCCGAUCUAUCGUAGGGUUUAUAUAUGUGAUCACCACCUGUCUUUGGAAGUUUGGACUCCUCCACAUCACCAUCGUCACCAGCAGCAUCCUACAUCUGAUCGAGUCGAUUUGCAUUCACGCACUACUCCAACCAUGCCGGCGGGUAUGAAGCCGCUGGAGAAGUUCUUGAAAAAGCAGACCACCGCUCUGACGCGGGCCGGGGGCUUCGGCGGGGCGGACAAGGCCAGCGGUACCGGGGGAUCCCGGAGGAGGGCCAGCCUGUCCCGGGUGGUACCGUUCUUUAGGGAGACUUCACCGGAGAGCGGACAGGCGCGGGAGGUUUUCAGCCCGGACACAGAGGAGCCCCCCUGCUGGCCCCUGGCCACAGGGGCCACCCUUGCUAUGGCCCCUGGCUCUGGAGGGCCCGGGUUCGGUGGUUCCAGCGCUGGUGGAUGUGGAGGUGGAGGCGGGGACGUACGCAGCCCGUCGCUCUCCAGUGACGAGCAGAGCUCCGAGGCCAGCCUGGUCACUGACGCCUCAAGCGGAGGAGGAGGGAGUGGGGGAGGAGGAGGAGUUGGGAGUGGGAGUCCUCUGAGCGCCGAGACCCCCGAUAACCUGACCCUCACCCUGCUGGACAGCGUGGCGGGAAAACGUUACGGGCACUGUACAGAGAUCCUGUUGGAUGACUUCAUGUUGACCCAUCCCAUCUUCCUCACAGCCGACCGGCUCCAGCAAGUCCUACUACAGCAAUUCUCCCUGGAGACGGAGGGCAGGAUGGGGGAGGGGGAGGGGUGGCCGGGCGGGCUGGACGGAGGGGAGAGGAAGCGGGCGGUGCUGAGCGUGGCGUUCCGCUACCUGGACACGUACCGUGAGCUGCUGCAGGAGGAGGGGGAACGGAGCAACAGCUUCCCCAAGGACUUGUACAUGUGUGCGGUCCAGGAGCUGGGUCGCUAUCCGGAGCUGGUGGAGGACGUCCUCAAACUGCAGAGGUGGACCGAGAUUCUCCACUCUCCGUCAGAUGAGGAGAAGGAGAGCAGGAAGAAGCAGGUCCGUCCUCUCUUCAGACACUUCAGACGGAUUGAUGCCUGCCUGCAGCCCAGAGAGGCCUUCAGAGGCUCUGACGAGAUCUUCUGCAGGGUGUACACGCCGGACCACUCGUACGUGACCAUCCGUAGCCGUCUGUCCUGCCGGGUCGGGGAGAUCCUGGCGCUGGUCCGGGAAAAGCUGCAGUACAGCGAGGACCAGCCAGCGUUGCCUGGCAACCUGGUCCUGGUGGCUGUCACAUCCGCCGGAGAAAAGGCAGUGUUUCGGCCAAGUGAUGAGGCAGUCUUCACGACGCUGGGUGUGAACACACACCUGUUUGCGUGUGAACCCCCUGAACUGGAGACACUGCUUCCUCUUCCUGAAGAGAUCCACUGGUCGCCAGGCGACAGCAAACUACAUGACAUGUCAGCGGAGGAGGUGGCCAAUCAGCUCGUUGUGUUCGACUGGGAGCUCUUCAGCUGCGUGCACGAGGUGGAGUUUGUCUGCUACGUGUUUCAUGGGGAGCAAGCUCGCUGGCGCCCCCUGAACCUGGAGCUGGUACUGCAGCGAUGCAGCGAGGUGCAGCACUGGGUGGCCACGGAGAUCCUGCAGUGCCAGUCACUGCCCAAGAGAGUACAGCUACUGCGCAAGUUCAUCAAGAUCGCAUCGCUGUGUAAGCAACAGCAGGACCUGCUGUCGUUCCUGGCAGUAGUUCUGGGGCUGGACAACCCAGCAGUCAGCCGGCUACGACUCACCUGGGAGGGACUCCCAGGGAAAUUCCGGAAGCAGUUUCAGCAGUUUGAGGGCACUGCGGACCCCUCCAGGAACCACAAGUCCUACAGAGACCUGAUGGCUGGCCUUCGACCUCCACUUAUCCCCUUCACACCACUGCUCCUGAAAGACCUGACUUUCCUCCACGAGAGCUGCAAGACGUUCCACGGGGAGAUGGUGAACUUCGAGAAGAUGCAUAAAGUAGCGGAGAUGGUGAGGACGAUAAGGCGAUACAGGUGCACUCCGCUAGUCAUGGAAACAGAGCCCUCCCCCUCCCACCUCCAGACCAAGGCGUACGUGCGGCAGCUCCAAGUGAUUGACAACCAGAACCUUCUCUUCGACAUGUCCUGCAAGAUGGAGCCCAAAGACACAUAGACCCCGGCACGGGGCUGGAGACGGAGAGGGCCCGACGGCCGGUCGCUCUGGGGAUAUAACCGGCAGAUAAACUCUUUCUCUCUUUGAAAGGAGCCCGCUGCCUGAGAAGAAAUUUGUGAUGAGACGUGUAGGGUGUGGCACAGUGAGCUGGUUGAGCUAAAGAGACGCACACACACACACACACACACAUGAAGGCAGGCACACAGACACACACACAUACAUGCUCAAACACACACACACACACAUACAUGCUCAAACACACACACACACACACACACACACACACACACACACACACACACACACACACACACACACACACACACACACACACACACACACACACACACACACACACACACGUAAACGCACAUGCAUAUAGUGGGGGAGAAUCUCAUAAUCUUUCUCCCUUUCUCAAACACACCCCACCCUCUCUAUUUCUUCCAUUCCUACCCUCUCUCUCUCUCUCUCUCUCUUUCUCUUAC